AUGGAGAAAGCCUACACCCCAGUUGAUGCACGCAAACAUCGAAGGAUCAUCCUCUCUUCCGUGCUUUUCCUUGCAGCACUCGUGACGGGAACACUCCUCUGUGUAUCCGCAGCGUGCCUUUCAGCGAUGCUCCACGGAUUCACACAAAGCCACAACACCCAGAACAAUCCCAUCACCGCCGAGCAUCGACUUCUCAAUGCAUUCGGUCUCAACCGACGAGCAGACGUGUCGGCAAUUGGGCCUUCGAACCCUGCUGUCGGCUGGCACGCGCGCGCCGUUCAGCGUGCUCUGGUCUACAAGGGCCCACUAUACGAGCCCAAGAAGGAAGACCUCACUCUCACGGUUCUCUUCAGCACGCCUGCCGAGCCAAAUGGCUUCACGGUCGCACUCUUCAAGCCCUCCUACGCGGUCGAUGCGAACGGACGGAUCCUAACGAUGACGACAACUGAGUACGAUGUCUUCGCUGAUUUGAUCAAAAAGGUCGGCGCUCUGCCGACAGUCGACCAAUGGCGCGUCAAGCACAACACAACCAGCUGGCCCAUCGACAAGUUGAUCAUACCGGGAGACGACGAGGUUUCAGUGUAUGGCUGGAGCACGGAAACGGACGUCCUCGUGAAGCCGACAAAGGGAUAUAAGAGACUCCCCCCAUCGCUGAACACCCUCAUUGGCUUGGCAAGGGAGGGCAGAGAAGACUACUCGCCUGACUUGCGCAUGGAUGAGAACAUUAAGAAAGUUCUCUCCUUCACGUAUUGA
Messenger RNA from Serendipita indica DSM 11827, 753 nucleotides. Lineage: Eukaryota; Fungi; Basidiomycota; Agaricomycetes; Sebacinales; Serendipitaceae. The record is from the annotation of a GenBank genome assembly.